ACACAAAACAUGGCAACCAGCAGUAACUACUGGGAAGAUUUACGUAAACAGGCCAGACAACUGGAGAAUGAGCUGGACCUGAAGCUGGUCUCCUUCAGUAAGCUGUGCACCAGCUACAGCAGCAGCAGCCAUGAGCAACCGACAAGAGACAGCCGGUCUGACUCUUUCGGCCCCUCUCAAGACAAUAUGCUUGUAGCCAUGACUACUGAACUGGAGCAGCUUUUGGCUAAACUUUCAGUGGUCAAUGACAAAAUGGCAGAAUACACAAAUUCCCCUGGUGCUUCAUCCCAUAACGCAGCAUUAAUGCACACUCUACAGAGGCAUAGAGACAUUCUGCAGGACUAUACUCACGAGUUCCACAAAACCAAAAACAACUUCUUCAGCCUGCGAGAGCGAGAGGACCUGCUGGGCUCUGUUCACAGAGACAUCGAGUCCUACAAAAGCAACUCAGGGGUGAAUAACAGAAGAACUGAGCUCUUCCUGAAGGAACACGAACAUCUCAGAAACUCAGAUAGUCUUAUUGACAAUGCAAUAAGUAUCGCCAUGGCUACCAAAGAGAACAUCACAUUUCAGCGUGGGAUGUUGAAGUCCAUUCAAACCAGGGUCACAACUUUGGCCAAUCGUUUCCCUGCCAUCAACGGCCUCAUCCAGAAAAUAAAUUUGCGCAAAAGGCGGGACUCUCUCAUCCUGGGCGGGGUGAUUGGCGUGUGCACCAUUCUCCUGCUGCUCUACACUUUCCGUUGA
This is a messenger RNA of Menidia menidia (Atlantic silverside), 744 nucleotides long. The record is from the annotation of a GenBank genome assembly. Lineage: Eukaryota; Metazoa; Chordata; Actinopteri; Atheriniformes; Atherinopsidae.